Messenger RNA from Candidozyma haemuli, 501 nucleotides. It is a transcript of the gene YFH1, whose product is annotated as ferroxidase. The record is from RefSeq and is a predicted model, not a curated record. The transcript has a single exon. Gene Ontology annotation, biological process: intracellular iron ion homeostasis; iron incorporation into metallo-sulfur cluster. Lineage: Eukaryota; Fungi; Ascomycota; Pichiomycetes; Serinales; Metschnikowiaceae. Gene Ontology annotation, molecular function: ferric iron binding; 2 iron, 2 sulfur cluster binding; iron chaperone activity. Gene Ontology annotation, cellular component: mitochondrion. The coding region runs from base 1 to 501 and encodes 166 amino acids.
AUGCUUAGAUCUUCCCUCAGACUCAUUCCCAGAGCUCCCUGCCUUCUCAGAGCAUCGGCAAUCGCAAGACCUGCUCUCGCCAAGCGUAUUCCCGUUUUCCCCGCCAAAAUCCGUCCAUAUUCCAUCUCUACAAGUGGAGAAAACGUUUCAAGAAUCAUCGAUGACAUUUCUGAUAACGAAUACGCCAAACUCUCCAAUGUGUACCUCGAGCUGUUGUGUGACGAGUUGGAGCAGCUUUCUGAAGACUACCCGCAGGUUGACGCUGAGCUUAACCAUGGAGUGAUGACGUUAUCUGUAGCUCCAGGCAAAACGUAUGUUAUCAAUAAACAGCCGCCAAAUAAGCAGAUCUGGUUGAGCAGUCCUGUGAGUGGGCCUAAACGGUACGAUUUGAUUGGAGGAAAGUGGACGACGUUGAGAGAUGGCAGUGAGUUGACGGUCUUGUUGGAUAAAGAGUUGAGCGACGAGUUGGGCACGGAAGUGUCUUUGAACGUGGAGGAGUAG